Messenger RNA from Histoplasma mississippiense, 123 nucleotides. RefSeq lists its product with no specific name. The coding region runs from base 1 to 123 and encodes 40 amino acids. NCBI's taxonomy places the organism in Eukaryota, Fungi, Ascomycota, Eurotiomycetes, Onygenales, Ajellomycetaceae. The record is from RefSeq and is a predicted model, not a curated record. The transcript has a single exon.
AUGGCCGAAGACACGCAAACCGAAUACGACCGCGGACUUGUGAAGGCCUCAACACUCGGGAGCAUGUUCUCCACCACAGCGAAUGCCGGGAGAAGGCGUGGCAAGAUAAUGAGGGCGGACUGA